Molecule: messenger RNA, 8121 nt
Organism: Dinoponera quadriceps
Lineage: Eukaryota; Metazoa; Arthropoda; Insecta; Hymenoptera; Formicidae
Gene: nrm
Product: hemicentin-1
Exons: 17
Coding region: 1051-4413 (1120 amino acids)
Source: RefSeq, a predicted model, not a curated record
GAAAGUCGGUGUCAAUCAGACGCGGAGUCGAGCGAGGGACCGCUCCGGAAGGUGGCUCCGAACUUGAAGCGGAGGAUUCCGGGGGAUCGCGCGGAAAAUCUUCAUUUGGCAUUCACGCAGCAACACCUUCCGUCUCCGCGGAGAUCGCGCUCCCUUCUUUCCGCCUGUUCGAGUCCUUCUCAGUCCGCAGCACACAGCCGCCCAUCGAGCUUCCCUCGCACCCGUCUCUCCCACCUGCAGCCACCCUCGCGUCCCCGCAGGACGGACGAGCUGCUCUGGCAGCCGGUUGUCGGCUUCCCUCCUAGGGACAUGCGCAGCGACCCGCGGAACGACAGGUGCGCGCCGCGCCGUCGGCCGCGAAUCGCUUAGUUUCGGGUAAGCGCACGAUUCGCCUCCGUCGCUCCACCUCGCCUCGAGGCUUGCCAGUCGCUCGCGACUCUGUCUCAGGCUCGGUUGCUCGUUCACCAGCCACCUCGUCGGCGACCUCCUCUCCGACUUCCUCUCACCAGCGGCCGGAAGAGAGAGAGAGAGAGAGGGGGAGAUCGCGUCCCGCGUAAAUCACGACACGGUCUUCUUCCUCGGUCGGGGUCCUCGUCGUGGAGAUCACCCACUGGGAACCCGCCGUGUCGGAGUUGUCGACGCCCUGGAGCCGCGGUGAUUCCGCCGCUUAUCGAGCGCGCACGUGCUCCCUUCACGUUCUUCCUGCCAGUCUUCUUCAGUCGGUCUGCUCCCCCGGAAGCGGUGGUUGUGCUGUUCGCGUUCUUGCCCCCUUCAUCCGACUUCCCCCGCGUCCUCUUCAUCGCGAGCCGGCGCAGAGUGCGGCGGAUGGUGAUCUCGCGGAUCGACAGGAAGCAGUGAGAUCGGCUCCGCGGCUGCGAUGAGAGACAACGAGUUCCCGCCAGUUCCGUUGAUUCGACCGCGAUUGUGAAUUACUGUGGCUUUAUCCGGAACGUCGUCGUCGUUGUCGCGCGGUGCUCUUGAUGAAUGUGGUGCGCUAGGAAAUUUUAAAUCCGUCGCAUCCCGGCAUCCCAGGUGGAUCUCCCUUCGAUCAUGCACCCGGGGCAGGAUCCCCUCCGCAGGACUAUGGAAAUGCGAGCGUCCGCGACGAUCCUGCUGCUGCUACUCGGCGGAACCGUACUACGUGCAGCCGAAGGGAGCGGCGAACCGUGGCUGAGAAGUGAGAAGCACGCCGAACUGGGCACCGAGGUUUUACUGCCCUGCGUCCUGAAGUCACCGCAAUGCGAAGGUCUGCAUAGCAUCAAGUGGUAUCGCGGCCCCACGCGGAUUUUCAUUUUCAGUGAGGACGCCGGAAUUAUACGCGGCAACAACGACAUCGCCGUCAGGGCCGACAUAGAAUAUUCGACGAAUUCGUCGAAAACGUACCUGAAGAUACCCGACGUCAAGCUGAAAGACGAGGGCCUCUACAAGUGCGAGGCCACGUACAUGGCGGUCAACCGCGAGUGCAACAACGUGCAGCAUAUUACCCUCAACGUUACAGUGCAACCGUCGUACAUACGUGUCAUCAAUACAAAUUCAAAGAACACUCUGAGCACCGGUACCACUUUAGGACCUAUAAACGAGGGUUCAACGAUAUCCUUGAAUUGCGAGAGCGGCGAAGGCAAACCUUUACCCACGGUCGGGUGGUUUAAAGGUGACCAACCACUCGAAGCGACGAACUCGUCGACCAUCGCUGAUACUGGAAUAGGCACUGCCAGUAGUUUGCUAGAGAUGCAAAUUACACGGAAAGAGUUAGGCGCAACGUUCACAUGUAAAGUCAACAGUAUUGCUCUCGUGGAACCACUCACGGUUGAUAUUAAACCAGAUGUACAUGUGCGCCCGCUGAAGAUGGACUUAAACGGAGUGGUUGGUCAUGCCGUGCAGGGCACCAAGAUCUUAUUGCAGUGCACGGUACGUGCGGCACGGCCCCCCGCCAACGUGACCUGGCAGAACGGAACGAAAUUCUUGAAUGAAAGCAAUGAAAGACUCGACAUAUUUAAAACGGAAAUAAACGAAAACGAGGACGGCACUUCGGAGACGAUAAGUUACCUCGCUUUUACGGCGUCGGUAUAUGACAACGGAAAAACGUUCAAAUGCUACGCCGAGAAUUCGGUAACCCGUACUGAAGAUCUGAAGCCAAUGAAGGAAACGACCACGAUCGAAGUAUUAUAUCCGCCGAUAAUUAAAAUGAAGCCAAAUAACUUAACGGUUAACGAGACAGACGAUAUUCUAAUAUUCUGCGAUUACGAAGCGAACCCCGCUUCGCUGAUAAAGGUGACAUGGUUACGAAACAACGAAGAAUUAGUAUUAAACGACGACCAUUACGACGGCGGAAUCACAGAACAAACAGCACUCACGGUGAAAAACGCGACUCCCAGCGACAUAGGUUCUUACAAAUGCAUCCUGGAAAACAACGCCGGUUCAACCGUUUCAGAAGACAUCGUGGAAGUUUCGGUCUUUCACAAACCAGUAGUGGAGGUGAUAAUGGAUCCGGAAACACCUGUGAACGAGGCGGACCGUCUGAACGUUUCGUUAACGUGCGAAGUCGAUUCCGGCAAUCCGGCCACGCUGACAGCGGUCCGCUGGUAUUUGGACGGUGAUCUAUUGAAAGAACUUCCGGAUUGCGCGAGAAACAGCACUGCCGUGACAACGACUACUGAGGAAUCGUUGACAUUCUGCGACAUCGACCCCAGCAAGCUACUGCUGGAGGCCGUCGGCCGUUCCUUUCACGGCAACUACUCGUGCGAGGGGAGGAACGAGGCCGGCUGGGGACCAAUCUCUCCGAGCACGCCUGUCGUGGUUUAUUAUAAGCCCGGCCCUGCGUCGAUAUCGUACGAUCCUCAGCAAGUAGUGAAGAAACAGCCAUUAUCCAUCACCUGUUUCGUUUUGGAUCCCGGACGACCGAAGGUGUCGGGAUUCAAGUGGCUGCGCGGCUCGCAUCGACUUCCAGACGAGAACGACGCCACCCUCGUCAUCGAGUCGGUUAAUUUGGAAACCGAGGCGAAUUUCACAUGCCUGGCUUACAACGACGCCGGUGACGGCGACCUGGCCACAACGUUUAUCGACGUAUCUGCGGCCCCGACAUUCAUUAAGAAGCUGCAUCCGUAUCGCGGUUUUGCCUACAACUGGUCUAACGUGAGCAUCAUGUGUUGGGUCGAGUGCGCCCCAAUCUGCAAUAUUUCCUGGCUGAGAAAUGACGAUCCCAUGGACUUCUCGAAAAUAAAUCGAUACUAUGUGUCGAACGUUUAUCAUCCGCCUGACCCAAGGACCAACGACUUUGAGAGCAUCCAAUCGACUCUCGUAUGGAAUCUGACGGUCUGGCCGAACGGUCAGCUCGACCGUGCCGAGGAUAACAUCAAAUUCACCUGCAAAAGCAGCAGCAACGGGAUUGGCCCGGGCGUAGAGAGCAGCACUCACUUUCAUGUCGAGUUCCCGCCGGAAAAUAUCACGAUCUCGAAGAAGAUAAUCAAUGUAACGGUGGACACUAUAUCGGAGACAGUGGCAUGCGACGCGAAGGCAAGACCUAAACCGAACUUUCGGUGGUUCCGCGAAGGAUCCAACGACACCAUCAUGGAGGGCCACGUACUUGACUUGAAAAUGCCAGUACCCCGGCGUAGCAACGGCACUUACUACUGCGAGGCGUCGAAUCGUCAUGGUAUCCUGAAUAUCUCGAUGGUCAUGAAUGUGCAAUUUAAACCAGAAUGCCACAUAGAAAGGGAACGAUUCGAGGGCAAGGAUUACGUUAUUUGCUGGGUCGUCGCCAAUCCAAAAGAGACGAACUUCGUCUGGUCAUUGAAGAACGACAACGACACGCUGGAGCAGGUUGCUGAGAUGCGAAACGGACGAAGUUACAUGCUGCUCGAUACCUCUGUCACUAAUUCCCGGACGUACGUGUGCGUCGCGAAUAACACGAUCGGCUAUUCUACACCUUGCGAACGUGACGUAGCAGGCCAUAUACCCUGGUGGCAUCAGUUGGAGGGUAAUCUACUCCUGAUUAUUAUCAUUGUGGCGGUGGUCAUCAUACUGGUACUAAUACUAAUUUGCGUGGCCAUCUUUAUCGUGUGUCGACGGAAACAUAACCAAGUGAAAUAUCCCAAUCAAGCUGCGAAUAACAAUCAUGUGAACAGCGUGUCGGAAGGUCUCCCCGAAUCCGGGACAAAGACGUUCUACGAGAAUUUACCCUUCCACGGGAUUCAAGCGCCACCUAACAAGCCCUUCAAGCCGGAAUUCUCGGAUCUCGAUUACGCGGACGUGGACUACAAAUCGUACGGGCCGAUUAACUAUAAAGCUGCUAGUAUUGCGCUUCUGCAGAAGCAACAACACCAACAGCAGACUCAGCAGCAGCAACAGCAGCGACUUUUGGAUAGAAGGCCGCAGAUGUACGGUGCUCCGGACGAUAACGAGGAACUGCUUUAACCCUUUCCCGUUCAUCUUUUCGUUAACAUAUUUAAUAGAGAUCCGGAUAUUUUAGCCUUUUCGGGGAGAUGCAAUGAUAAGAUACAUUUUGUAAACGAGAUAAAUCGAUAGAAACUCGCUAAAACUCGUUAAAUUCAAUAUUUGCGAGACGUAUGUUGCCAUAACAAAUUUGUAGAAUUACAGUUCUCGUAUAAAAUGAAUUUAACGAGUAGCCGUAAGACUCUACGCUACGUUUGUUAACAAAUAUUUACGAACAUGGUUGGCAUGCUUAUCGAGAAAAGUUGGGAAACGUGAGAUUAUUUCGUACAUGGUACGUGCUAAAUCGAAAAGCACCACUAAUUAAAAAUGGGAAAAAUAUUUGUUACUUUCUCGAAAAACAUUUUCUUCCGUUCAAUAAUAAUCACCGAUUAAAUGCAUGUAUUUCGAAGAUUUUUAACAUUUAGCUACAUCGCCUAUUCCGAAAGUGAUGAGACUCAAACUUUCGAACAUCGUAUGAAAAAAUGCAGAAAUAAAAAAAAUACUCGUACUUCGUUUAAAUUAAUCGUAUUUAAAAAAUUGACCUAUUUCAUUUUCAUAGCGAACGGAUUAAAAUAUAUCUUUGUUGUUAUGACGGGCAUAAUACGAUAUACGAUAUAUUCGACAUUUAAAAUACCUGUAAAUUCCUCACAUUACGGGUAAUCGAAAUGCGUAAUAAUCAUAGUGUCUCUGCGAGUACGUUUACACGAUGUCCCAUUACUCCUGAAACAUCCGGGAUAGCAUGUCCAGCUAAAUAUACGCUUAAUAUAUUCUCUUUAUAUAUAACACGAUUAUUUAUGUUACGUUGCUCCCUACGUCCUGUAUUUCAGUAUCGCUUCGUAUACCAUAGCUGCGUUGCAAAUUAAACUGUCUCAGAUAGGAUUAGUUCGCUUUGGUUACAAGUUCGAGCGUUUCAGGAAAGGGCCGAUAAAAUCACUCGUCCUCAUCCUUUCGUACCGGCCAAAUACGACGAUCUACGAACUCGGUGGGAUAUACGCCAAAAUUAAAAUUAAAAAUAACAAACAGAAAGAGAAACGCGAUGCCUGUAAAUUUAUAAAUAUCUUUAUAUGAAAAUAUUGAUACGAUGUACAUUAAUAAGCUAUCGAAAUGUGUUCUGGGAUCAAAUUAUCGGAAUAACGCGCGACUCGGAAAGAGAGCGAUAGAGGGAAAAUCUUGUUAAAUAUCGAAUUAGAAAAAAAGUGAAACACACAUAUCGCAGCCAAUUAAUUAUUAAUCCCCAUUUAUCCGUUCCGUGUAUUAUUGUUAUAUAUAUAAUUAUUAAUAACUUCUUCCCCGCCCCUCUUCCCGACGCUAGAGUAUGUAAUUCUGUUGAUAUAUUACUCUCGGAUAUCUUCCUACGUGCGUUUGUCAAUUUGUAAGACACACAAUUGACGGGCAGUUGUUGGUGUACAGAUCGAUUAUACCGAAUGCCAUAGCUUGAUCGCGGACAUAGUCCAACGGGUUGAGCUAUCGAGAGAGUCUUGUUGUAAAUAAUGUAUCCUUGUAAACGUCAUGUAAUAACAUUCACGUUCACCAGUGAAUGAUCAGUUACGAUAAUACGUUUCACCGAACGUUGGUUUAAAAAACCAACUCUUUUCGAUCGUUUGUGAAACGUUCGAAAACUUUUACACAUACGUAAUCACUCGGGGGAAAAGAGAACAUAUGUACAUUAGACGCGCGUUCGAUGCUCUGUAAUAAAAUUACAGUAAAAAAAUAAAAUUAGAAUUUGUAAAAAAAAAACAGUCGCGCUUAUUCGGUUCUAAUUAACAGUAAUUUCUACUGUUUACAGUAACGAGAGAGCAAUAGAGAGAGAAACUAGAUAGCAUGAGGUUCGCGCUUCUAUUUGGUGAUACGUCUUAUCGUAUCUUUUUAUUCGUCAAUGUCCCUCUACGGUCCAUUGGAUUUCGCGUUUCUUUUGCCGCACCGCGUAUCCCGUUCGAUUCAAUCGCGUUCGUUUGCUACUACCCACAAGUCAGUUCAUUGAUAUACACACCAAUGGUCGUACGUUUCUCUGGAGACCUCAGUACAUCCUUUCAUUUACAGAUUCUUUAGCCAAUUUAGAAUCGAUUUUAUCGCGGUGAAAAGUUGAUUGGGCAUCAUUCAUUUUUACGAUUCUCCGAUGUCCCACUUUAAUCCUCGUCACUAAGUUAAAAAUUACGAACCUAUCAAAAUACAAUCCACCCGAAAUUCAAAGAAAAAAAGACGACAUUUAAAAGAAAUUUAUGUCACUCGAAUUUCGACCAUCAGGGAUUUUUAAUAUUUUGCAUUAGAAAAUUGUGGGGAAAGAUAGACGUCCGUCAAAUUUCUCCUGUGAAAAAAUCGACUUGAAAUUUAUCGAGAAUUUAUCGAAAAUCUGAAUGACUGAAAUCCUGCGUGGUAAAUCUCGACGCUUCUAUACAUCACGUUUUUAUACAGGGUAUAUUAAAUCAAUGACUUCAACUUGUUCGUACAAAUAUGAACAAAAUAAUUAUUUUUUGGAAACAAAUACGAAAAUGUGUUCACCGUGUGUAUCUUUCAUCGGAUUUUAUUCAAUUAAAAAGAAAUAUGACUUCUUCACCGUCAAUAUUUUUGAAAAUAUUAGAGAUGCAAAGUUUAAUUCCGAAAUAUCUGCGUGCUUUGAAGCAACGCGUGAUGAACGAGGCUUACCUUUGUAAAUGAAAAUUAGGCUUUGCAAAAUUUGAAUGGAUAUUAAAUGAACGAUGAAACAUGAAAAUAUUAUGUCUUUCAUUCGAUAUUCAAUUAUCACAUAAAAUAUUCAUUCAGCUUAUUUAGACAUCUUACGUAUGUUUAUAGUGAUUUAUUGCAUCGCCAUUGUCGAAUAUGCAAAUAACGCGCAAUUGAGUGCACGGUUUAUAAAAACAGAAAAAAUGAAAAUUGACUUAAUUUAUCCGAUAUCGGUACAAUAUUAUCAAUAUUGGCCUGCCAAUCUUACAAAAGGCUGUGCUCUUUUAAUCGUAGUAUUGAUUUGGCCCUUUUCAUCGAAAUACAUUGCACGGGGCACUAUUUGCUACCGUAUUUAUUUCACUUAAAUAAUACAAACAAUUGUUAGCAUAACGCAAGGCCUGAAUUAAUUAAUUAUUAAUACUCGUUAUUAUUCCCGAUGCUUCCGUGGAACUGUAAAUCCCAAGAGAUAUUUUAGUCUUGUCGAUGUAAAAUGUAUAAAAUUAGUCCACCUUAGCGUAAGAUGAGAAGAUUUUGAAAGGUUUCGGAUCUGAUCGAAACGUCGUAAGAAUCGCCCGGUCGACGACAUAUACACCUAUUCGAACUAGCCACCUAACGUACGCAUAAACUUGUAUAAACGUGUCUGUGUAAUAAUAACUUAUGCUGUAAGAGUGUAAAGUGAUUUUUCACCAUUUUUUAUAUUUGGGACAUCGCCCUGUGAACUGUUGCUCGGUGAAUUGAAUAGUUUGUAACGCGCACUAUAUGCACAUACGUACGUUAUUAUGUUAAUACCGGAUUAGUGCCGCGAAUUGCGGCCUCCAAGCGUUCAAGAACUGUAAGACAUUAAACUGUAUACAAUAAGAAUCGAAUAACCGUUAGAAUAUGUGUAUAGAUUUAAAAGGACAUUUAUGAAGCUCCAAAUGAUCAUUUCUUUGAAUUCCAUGACAAAAUAGCGAUCAAUCAUUUGUAACAUAUUUAUGGAGGCUCUCGUCGAAGACAAAUAAUUGGGGAAUUUAUAAAAACAAAAAAAAA